Phaeoacremonium minimum UCRPA7 is the source of this 705-nucleotide messenger RNA. RefSeq names its product putative kinetochore protein spc25 protein. The coding region runs from base 1 to 705 and encodes 234 amino acids. Gene Ontology annotation, biological process: chromosome segregation. The transcript has 2 exons. The record is from RefSeq and is a predicted model, not a curated record. Gene Ontology annotation, cellular component: Ndc80 complex. Lineage: Eukaryota; Fungi; Ascomycota; Sordariomycetes; Togniniales; Togniniaceae.
AUGGCGGAGAGCCUCCCGAGCAUCGACUUUGGCUUCGAUGAGCUCCGCGACCGCAUGGCCAAGUUCACGGCCAAAUUCGAUGCCUUCAUUGAGCAGGGAAGGAAGCGCGUUCUGGAAGAGAGGAACCAAUUCCGCAUGAACGUUGCUGAGCUACAAGAGGACCAGCGCAUGAAGAAAAAGGAUAUCGAUAUCCUACAGAUGAAGACCAACACAUACCAGAACACCAUCGCGAAGGAGGGUGCCGAGACACGGGAGAUGCAGGCGGCCAUAGCAUCACUGUCCGCGCAGCGCGACAAGCAUCUGUCGACGCGCGACGCUCUGAAGAAGCAAAUCGCCGACACCCAGAAGGAGAUUGACGCGCGGUUGGCAGCGCAGCGCGAACAUGCGGCCCGUCAGGAGGCGCAGUCGCGUUUCAAUGUGCCCGAGCUCGACUUCUGGAUCACGAACCUGUGCCUACGCAUAGAGGGCGCAGGGCACGAUGAUCGCCUCAAGUUCGUGUUCACGCACAUCGACGAGAAGGAUUGGGAGCGCGAGGCAUGGUUUGAGCUCAGCACGUCAUCAAGGGAUUAUGAUAUACGCCACUGCAGGCCGAAGUUGGAAAGGGAGAAGAUCGAGAGGGUGCUGGAACGAACCAACGAGACUCGCGAGCUGGCCGCGCUAUUAAAGGGAAUGAGAGAGCUGUUCGUAGAGCAGCUUAAGUCGUGA